AUGCUAUGUGGCGCCAGUCUCAAUUUCUAUCGGACGUUGGCCCGGAAAUACGGACAUGAACUUAAGCGCGCUAUGUCCGACGCUCCUCCUCCUCCUCCUGCGGCCCAGCCUGGAUCCAUCACUGUCCCUCUCCCUCCUGGGAUGACUGUGGAUCAAUUCCUGGCCCUCCAAAAAGUAGUCGUAAAUCUGGCUAUUGCUAUGGCGGUCGCAGUUGGAAUCAUUAUCUGGGAUUUCGUCUCAAUGAUCCCUACAGAGCGAGAGCUCUACCGCGACAAGGACAGAAAGCAAUGGAAAGCACCUGCAACCUGGGCGUUCAUGGUGCUGCGCUACGCCGGAAUCCUCGCGCUGUUCCCCGGCCUGUUCUUUACUUCAAUACAGAAUGACCACUGCCAAGUCACCGCCUCGGUUAGCCAAGUUGGCGUCAUUCUCGUUACGGGUUCUGCAGGUGUUAUCUUUGCAUACCGAGUGUUUGCAAUCUGGCGCUUCAACAAAUUCGUCGUAGGUGGUGUUUCGUUCCUGUGGGUGUUUACAGUCGCUUCAUGGAUUGCAGCAGGCUCGCAGCUCCGUGCAUCUCAGGGCCCCCCUACCAAUUUCGGGUCUAAUUGUAUUCUCCACCCUGUCCCUUCGUGGCAACCCCUUCCUUUCGCGUCGUCGGUGUUGUACGACGUUGUCGUCCUCGUUCUCACUCUCGUUAAGCUGCGCGGAGACAGGAUCAAAGCGUAUUCUAUCGGCAGUCAGAUUCGAGGCGACAAUGUUCUGUAUUUCGUAAUUGUGACUGCGACCAAUAUUGCUGCAUUGGUUAUCAACAGUCUAGGCCCAGAGCACGACGACAUCAAGCCCGUCGCGCUCCCCUUCCCAACGCUGUUAACCGCAGCCAUGGGAGCUCGUGUAUACAUAAAUCUUCGAAUGUACAACAAGAAGAUCAACGGUGAACUCUCGGGCUCCAUCCCGACACACAGCAGCGGUACAACGAGGUCUGCUGUGGAGGACACCAUCCGCCUGAAGAACAGCAACGGCGUCGACGAGAGCAUCCGCAUCCGCAAGCCCGGUCCCUCCGACGCAAUCCCGCUCGGCUCAAUGAAGAACACAGUGUCUGUGCACCAGCACCAGUCGUCCUUCAGCGAUGGUGACCACUGGCAGGGUCCAACUAAAGUCAACAACGACUACCGGAACAUAAACCGCGACAGCCUGUGA
Molecule: messenger RNA, 1194 nt
Organism: Psilocybe cubensis
Lineage: Eukaryota; Fungi; Basidiomycota; Agaricomycetes; Agaricales; Agrocybaceae
Exons: 7
Coding region: 1-1194 (397 amino acids)
Source: RefSeq, a predicted model, not a curated record